Molecule: messenger RNA, 1275 nt
Organism: Bactrocera oleae (olive fruit fly)
Lineage: Eukaryota; Metazoa; Arthropoda; Insecta; Diptera; Tephritidae
Source: RefSeq, a predicted model, not a curated record
AUUUUGUAUUUGUUAGAUUGAAUAAAGAAACACGGUAUCUUAUCUAUACUUAUAUACUUAUCUGCAGCUCUGUUGGAACAGAUUGUCAUUGUCAUAUUUUCUGACACAAUACCGAAUAAUCGAUAACUUUCGCCGCAGUAAUAAUUUUGUUAUUAAAUUUGUUGGAUUAUUUAUUCAUAAAGCUGUAUAAACCAAUCAAUCGGUUUUUAAAUACAUUUGCUUUCUUGGUUUUCAUAACUGGCGUGAAAUACUUAUUACUUUAAAAUUAGCCGUUAUGAAUAAAGAAGUUCACUACGAAGGUUGGUUGAUAAAGUCGCCACCUUCUAAGAGGAUAUGGAGAUCGCGUUGGCGUCGUCGUUGGUUUACACUAAAGCAAGGAGAAAUACCUGAACAAUUUUGCCUUGAAUACUACACUGAUCGUAACUGUCGAAAACUUAAGGGCAUAAUUGAUUUAGAUCAAUGUGAGCAGGUUGAUUGUGGUCUUCGGUUGGAAAACAGGAAACAAAAAUUUCAAUACAUGUUUGAUAUUAAAACACCGAAACGGACCUAUUAUUUAGCUGCUGAUUCUGCAGAAGACAUGCGCGAUUGGGUUAAUUGUAUUUGCCAAGUAUGCCACUUGCACGACACUAAUCAUUCAUUGGAAGAUAACGUUAAAUCGCGUGCGUCAAACAAUAAAAAUGAAAAUUCUGUAGAAGCGCCGAAUAAUACAUUACCACGAAAAGAUAAUCAAAAUAGAGAAAUAAGUGAAGAGAAACUAGGUAUUUUAAUGCCGUCACCGAUAUAUUACAAUAACGUUUCUAAAAAUAGAAAGUCGACUUAUGCCAACUCGGAACAAAAUAAUCUAAGUUCGGUUUCAAAUACUGCUCGAGAAACCACAAAUACAAUCAAUCUAACUACUGCAGUUUCGAACAAUGAAAGUAAUAUUUAUCUUAAUACAUCUAUAACAUCUCAUCAAAAUCAUGAAACGAAUGGUGCAACGCGAAAAGUUCCAGAAAAUUUAAAACUGCAGAACUCACCUUUAUUAGAAACAUUGACACUUAGUGUACAAUCAUCUCCUUCAUUAAGCACCUGCUCUGGUCCAUAUAUUCCAAUUAGCGAAUGUUUCUCUGGCACACCAAAAUAUGUGAGUAAUUAUUAUAAAUAAUUAAUAUAAUAUUAAACAAGUAAGGGCUAGUGCGCGUAUAACCAAACAUUUUAUACUAUCGCAUUUUGCAAGGAUCAAAUCUGGAGAAAUAUUUUCAGCUGUUGGCAAAAUUAUUUAUUAACAAGAAAAAA